This is a messenger RNA of Prinia subflava (tawny-flanked prinia), 2768 nucleotides long. It is a transcript of the gene PEX5L, whose product is annotated as peroxisomal biogenesis factor 5 like. Gene Ontology annotation, molecular function: protein binding. Lineage: Eukaryota; Metazoa; Chordata; Aves; Passeriformes; Cisticolidae. Gene Ontology annotation, biological process: protein import into peroxisome matrix, docking. Bases 469 to 2286 code for a protein of 605 amino acids. Gene Ontology annotation, cellular component: peroxisomal membrane; cytosol. The transcript has 14 exons. The record is from RefSeq and is a predicted model, not a curated record.
GGCCGGGGCCGGGGCCGCCAGGCCGGGGCGGCUGCAGCGGGACGAGGCGCGGCGCGGGCGGGCGGGCGAGGCCCGGCAACAGCGGCGGCCCCGCUGCGCUCCGCCCCGCGGCUCUCCCCGCCCGGCCGCCCCGCAGCCCUGCCCGGGUCCGCCCGCCUGCCCAGCACCCCCGGGCAGCGGCUCCUGGGCAGCGCCAGCACCGCCUGGCAGGGGGAAACAGAGGCAGCGAGGCAAGAGGAGGGCAAACAGCUCUGGGUGACUGAAACCGGUACAGGAGCUGCCAGGACAAACGGAGCUUUAGCCAAAAAUAGCUCGUUCAGGGUUAGGCUUUUUUUUUUCCUUUUUUUUCUUUUUUUUUUUUUUUUUCCCUUUUUUUUUUUUUUUUUCCUCUCCUGUAGCGGAGCGGCCGGGAGCGGUGCCCCCCGCGCAGACCCGCCGGCCCGAGGGGCAGCCCGGCAGCCCGGCACGAUGUACCAGGGACACAUGCAGGGCAAAGGCGCUAGGGCGGCCGAUAAGGCUGUGGCCAUGGUGAUGAAGGAGAUUCCGAGGGAGGAGUCUGCAGAAGAAAAGCCCCUCCUCACUGUGGCAUCCCAGCUGGUGAAUGAGCAACAGGAGAGCAGACCCCUCCUGAGCCCCUCCAUUGAUGACUUUCUGUGUGAAACUAAGCCAGAAGCUGUUGCAAGGCCUGUAACAUCGAACACUGCAGUAUUAUCAACAGGUCUGGAUCUCUUGGAUCUUAGUGAACCUGUCUUACAAACCCAAAACAAAGCAAAGAAAUCAGAGAAUCCUUCAAGAAGUGAAGGCUUAAAAGCUUCAACCCACAGAAAGAAGACAGAGAAUCCUGACCUGAUCAGUGUGGAUUCUGAGCAGAAAGGCAGAGUUGCAGACAAGUCUUCUCUAGAUUUAGUUGAUAUUCAGACACAGAUAGAGAAAUGGGAUGAUGUCAGUUUUCAUGGAGACAGGAGUAGCAAGGCCCACCCUUCUGCAGAGCGAACAUCAUCAUCAUCCAGAGCUCCAUCAAAAGAGAUUUUGUGGUCCACAGAAAACAGAUCACAGUCUGAGCUGACUAAUGUCAAGAGUGCCUUGGACUCUGAUUCAGCCUCAGAAUUAGAACUUGCACCUGCAAUACAGGCACGGUCAAGCAAGGAGCAGCGUUGGGGAACUCCUCUUCUCUCCAGAAAUCACUCCUUGGAGGAGGAAUUUGAAAGAGCAAAGGCAGCUGUUGAGUCUGACACAGAGUUUUGGGAUAAAAUGCAAGCAGAAUGGGAGGAAAUGGCUCGCAGAAACUGGAUUUCAGAGAACCAGGAGACACCAGGGCAUGUGACCAUCUCAACCAUUGAGAAGGGUUAUUAUUUCCACACUGACAAUCCCUUCAAAGACUGGCCUGGUGCUUUUGAGGAAGGACUGAAGAAAAUGAAAGAAGGUGACCUGCCUGUUACAAUCUUAUACCUGGAGGCUGCAAUUCUCCAGGAGCCCAACGAUGCCGAGGCCUGGCAGUUCCUGGGUAUAACACAGGCAGAAAAUGAAAAUGAGCAGGCAGCCAUCGUGGCCCUCCAAAGGUGCUUGGAACUGCAGCCAAACAACCUGAAAGCUCUGAUGGCCUUGGCUGUGAGUUACACCAACACUGGCCACCAACAGGAAGCCUAUCAGUCCCUGAGAAACUGGAUAAAGCAAAAUCCAAAAUACAAGUAUAUAGUGAGAAGCAAAAAAGGGUCCCCAGCCCUUUCCAGGAGGAUGUCUAAGACAGCAGAUGAAAGCUCAUUACUUGAAGAAGUAAAGGAUUUGUACCUGGAGGCUGCUCACCAGAAUGGUGAUAUGAUAGAUCCUGACCUGCAGACUGGACUUGGGGUUCUUUUUCACCUGAAUGGAGAAUUUAACAGAGCAAUAGAUGCAUUUAGUGCUGCUUUAACUGUUCGACCAGAGGACUACACGCUGUGGAACCGGCUCGGGGCGACGCUGGCGAAUGGCGAUCGCAGCGAGGAGGCGGUGGAGGCGUACACACGAGCCCUGGAAAUACAGCCCGGCUUCAUCAGGUCCAGGUACAACCUGGGCAUCAGCUGCAUCAACCUCGGGGCCUACAGAGAAGCUGUCAGCAAUUUCCUCACUGCUCUCAGUUUGCAAAGGAAAAGCAGGAAUCAGCAGCAGGUUCCCCACCCUGCUCUAUCAGGCAAUAUUUGGGCAGCUCUUCGGAUUGCUCUGUCUAUGAUGGACCAGCCAGAACUGUUCCAAGCUGCCAACGUGGGUGAUCUAGACAUUCUCCUAAGAGCUUUUAAUCUAGAGCCGUAAUAAAAAGGAUUCAAAAAUUGACUAAAUUGUAUUAGGAAACAGAGAACUUUUUUAUUACUCAUCCCCAAAUGACCACAUUUUCCAAAAGAUCAUGACUUAGAUCAGUAGGGGAAUUCCUUCAGAUAUUAUUCAUAAAGGAAAAGUUCAAAAGCACAAAAAUAGUGUAAAUAAAUUCAAACUCAAAGGGUUGAAAUGAGCUGUGGCUAAUCAGACAAAGCCCUGGACUAGAUGAAAUAGCAAUUUCUGAAGAAUCUUCAUCCCAUGCAAGCCAUAUCUCUCAAUAUACAUACAGCUGUAAAAAGAAAAAUAUCUUAAGAAGAAACCUAGAUAAUGAUAAUGGCAAGCAGUGCAUCCAAGGAACCUGCUUGGUGGCUCAUUGCACUCUGCUGACUCCACUUUGCCCCACACUGGGGAUUCCCUGUCCUUUGGUUUCUCUGAUGAAAAACCUUCUCAAGGUCCAUUUUUAACACAGCUCUGAAAAU